Molecule: messenger RNA, 2724 nt
Organism: Lottia gigantea (owl limpet)
Lineage: Eukaryota; Metazoa; Mollusca; Gastropoda; Lottiidae
Exons: 1
Coding region: 1-2724 (907 amino acids)
Biological process (GO): homophilic cell-cell adhesion
Cellular component (GO): plasma membrane
Molecular function (GO): calcium ion binding
Source: RefSeq, a predicted model, not a curated record
AUGGAUAAAAGUAAACAGAGUUUGGUGACUAUCUUGGUCGUACUAUCGAUUUUUUAUCAGGUUCAUUGUACGGAUUUAACUUAUACCAUACCAGAAGAACAGCCAGUCAAUACUGUUAUAGGGCAUAUUUUAAAUGACACAGCCAAUCUUCAAGGUGCCAUCCAGGACAAGGAUGUCCCUCAUUUGAAAUUCACAUUUUUGUCAGAAGGUAAUGCGGUCACGUCUUUAUUUGCGUUAGAUUCCCAAACCGGACAAUUAGCAGUUGGUCCAGAUUCUACUCUCGACAGCGAAACUAUUUGUCCAUUCUAUGAAAAGUGUCACAUUAAACUUGAUGUCGUGAUACAAUCGCCAUUGAAUGAUUUAUUCCGUAAAGUCUCUAUUAAAGUGAUCCUCGAAGACGUCAACGACAAUCCACCGACGUUUCCGAACGAUGCAAUCACCGUAGACGUAUCGGAGGCAGUUUUGGUAGGAGCAUCUAUACCUCUUGAAGGAGCUUCAGACCGGGACAUGGGCAAAAACAACUCUUUACAAUCUUACGAAAUAGAACCUAGAAAUGAUGCAUUCGGUUUAUCGUUCCGGAAGAACCUGGAUGGAACUUCCUACUUGAAUCUGGUUGUCCAAGGAGAACUCGAUCACGAGAAGGUCAGCAGUUAUUCGUUACGUGUUGUAGCCAAAGAUGGCGGCGAUCCACAACUACAAGGCGUCAUGACGGUUAACGUAACCAUAACAGACGUGAAUGACAACGUUCCAAAGUUCAAGAAAGACAACUACAGUGUCAGCGUUGACGAAAAUGUCACACAAAACUCAGUGAUAAUCCAGGUGCAAGCUGUUGACCGAGAUUCGGGCGAGAACGGACAGAUAAGCUACAAGCUGAGUUCCCACCAAGAUACAAAGAUAACAACGCUUUUUAAGAUCGACCCAGAAAGUGGGGAUAUAUCGGUAAAAAGUGACCUACAAAACGAGGCUACUGAGAUAUACAACAUCAUUGUCGAGGCUAUCGAUCAUGCGUUACAACCGUUUACUAGUCAGUCUGUGGUAACCGUUACCGUAAGAGAUGUUAUUAACAGCCCACCGAAAUUAACAGUUAACAUGCUUUCAGGUGCGACUAUAUCCGAAUACGCCAAUAUCGGAGCUGCGGUCGCACACGUAGCCGUAAAAGAAUCAGACCGUGGAAGGAAUGGCAUCGUGUCAUGUGACCUUAAGAACACCACGUAUUUCAAUCUACAGGGAUUCGACCUUGACGAAUACAAAAUCAUCGUCGCUCAACCAUUAGACGCAGAGCUAGUCACUAGUCUGAACAUUGAUAUAGUUUGUGAAGAUGCUGGUUCCCCUCCGUUAUCUGUAACCCAUUCUUUUGAAAUAACUAUCACUGACGAAAAUGAUAAUUCCCCAAUCUUCGUCAAACCAUUGUAUACAGGUACUAUCAAAGAAAAUAACCGAGAAGGACAGAGUGUCGUUACAGUUCGUGCAUCCGACGAAGAUGCUGGAUUAAACGGACGAGUGAAAUAUUCUUUAGGUUCAGAUGCAACAGAUAACUUCCGGAUUUCACAAGACGGUGGCGUCAUUCGUUCUAACGUACCAUUUGACUACGAAACGCAGAAGUUUGCUAAUUUUACCGUUGUGGCUUACGAUCAGGGAACGCCAAAACGAUCUGCGUCUACGAUCGUUUCCAUCAAAAUUGAAGACAUCAACGACGAAGCACCCAGGUUUUCUAAAGAACAAUUCUCUGUCGAAGUGUCAGAAUACGCCAAACCUGGGGAAUUUGUGGCAGUGAUCAAAGCGUUCGAUUUUGAAUCUGGAAAGAACGGAGAUCUGAUGUACUUUCUUCUGAAUAAGACGCCGUCCAUCCCUUUCACCAUGUUUGUCAACGGUUCGAUGGUUUUAGAUGAGGCUCUAGAUUAUGAAAAGAAACAAGCGUACGAAUUUAAGGUAAUGGCGGUAGAUAAAGGCGAGCCCCCUCUCAACACCACGACAAAUGUAGUGAUACAAGUACUCGAUGAAAACGAUAACAAACCCAUUAUAUCCUUCCCUAAUGUUCCUAAAUAUCUCGUUAAUGUGACAUUUUCCGAUAAAAAGAGCACAGUUAUAACACGUCUUCGAGUAAUUGAUUUAGACUCCGGGCUGAAUGGACAACUUCAUUAUGUAAUAACAAGCCGUAACGAUAGUGGCCGUUUUGAAAUUAAUGCUAAAACUGGAGAGUUAUUUACGACCAAAAGUUACGACUACGAAGAUAUUGACUUGUAUCGUUUGGUAAUCACUGUCAAAGACAAUGGUGCUCCUCCGUUCGCGGAUCAUACUACCGUUUUUAUAAAAUUGUCACAAGGAAAUGGUACGGCUGCGUCUGCUGGUGCGUCUAGCGAGCAGAAUAUUCUCAUAACGCUGACAAUAGUAUGUGUGACUAUAAUCAUCUCUGCGACUAUUGUUCUGAUCAUCGUUAUAAUGCGAAGACGAGAUAGGAAGAAGCAGAGUCCCUUGCGCAACCACCAUUUGGGAAAUAACGAUCCAACUAAGUAUGACAGUAUUUUAAAGAGUAACAACAUCAACGAUAGGAAGGAAGCCAUGAUGGACGAGGCGAACAGUGGAUACGGUGUGUCUUACGACAAGAUGGCGGCGUUACAGACGAAAGACAACUUCGAUUUGAAUCCUAAGGUAAGACAGCAUUUUUUUUAUAUAUCCCAUAAUAUGAAUCAUUCAGAUCAUGGAAUAUAUGAGUCAGUCGAAUGA